AUGGAAUGGAAGUCAAGAAAUACUACCCUGGCUAGUUGGAAGGUGAUGACAGAAGCUCCUAGCGCUCAGCCGCAAGCGUUUUUGCCGAUGAAGCAACAACUGUCUGUGGUGAUGAUGAAGAAUGGGAGAGGAGGAUUCCGACCGGUGAUAACAUCGCUGGAUCAAAUCCAGAGCAAUGUGGAAGAGAGCAUCAAAGGAGCAGAGGAGGCUUGCGCAGAGGAUCUGGCUAGCGGGGAGUGCUUGGCGGUGUAG
Messenger RNA from Linum tenue, 252 nucleotides. NCBI's taxonomy places the organism in Eukaryota, Viridiplantae, Streptophyta, Magnoliopsida, Malpighiales, Linaceae. The record is from the annotation of a GenBank genome assembly.